UACAAAUACACUGCGUUGACAGAUUACUUGAAAAAUAAUCGAUAGAAGAAGAUAGGUAGCGGCAAAAAUUGUUUGGGUACUUAUUUAAAAACCUAAGCAUUAAUUUAUGCAAUUUGAGAAAUAUUAAUAGCCUAUUAUCAAAGGGGUGUAUGGGUAAAUUCAGAAUUCGAUUUUGAUUGAUUGUUUUUCAUUUGAGAUAUUACAUUUGAUGAAAUUUUCUUCAAAAUGUCUAAGGCCCUAUUGAAACCUACUAGAAGAAAAAAUACUAAGGCAUCAACUCCCAAUCCAAAAAGGUUCAAACCUUCUUUGGAACAAAAUGAUCAUAUUCCUGAUGUGGAAAUAAUAGUGCCAGAUUUACCUAAAGAGGAAGUAAAUAUUUCUGAAAAACUGACCGAAAACCUCGUUGAGAAACUAGAAGAUCCCCUAGAAGAUAAAACGGUAUCUGAAGAAAAGAAUGAAGCUGAUGACAAAGAAAAGACAUCCGACAAUGAAAAGGCAGUAGAAUAUGAGAGGGAAAAACUGAGGUCACCUCUUAAAUUAGAGGACGGCCUUUUUUUCGAUGAUGAUGACAAAGUAAUUGAGCAAACUCAUCAUAUAAUCAUUCCUUCCUACUCGACAUGGUUUGAUUAUGACUCAAUAAAUGAAUUAGAGAAAAGAAGUUUAUCUGAAUUCUUUAAUAGUCGCAAUAAGUCCAAAACACCAGAAGUGUAUCUGGCAUAUAGGAAUUUUAUGAUUGAUACUUAUCGCUUGAACCCAACUGAAUACCUCACAAGUACUGCUUGCAGAAGAACCCUAGCAGGAGAUGUUUGUGCAAUAAUGAGAAUACAUGCUUUUCUAGAACAAUGGGGAUUAAUCAAUUAUCAGUUAGAAAGUAAUAGUAAACCUUCAGAAAUGUGUCCUCCACAUACAUCACAUUUCCACGUUUUAUCAGAAAGUCCAUCUGGAUUACAAAAUGUCAGCGCCCCAAGAACAUCCAUCAGUGAUUCUAAGAAGGUAAUGCUAGACCUAGAUAAUCAUUCCACGGAGGGUAACUUGAAUAUUGGCCAACUAGGAUUGAAAUUAGAUCAGUAUGCUGCUAAAUCUAAGAAACACAGCAAAGCAGCACGUGAAGCCAUGCGAUGUUGGACAGAGCAAGAAACGCUGCUGCUUUUAGAGGCCAUUGAAAUGUUCAAAGAUGACUGGAAUAAGGUUGCUGAACAUGUUGGAUCCAGGACACAAGACGAGUGCAUAUUACAUUUUUUGAGACUUCCUAUCGAAGAUUCCUUUUUGGAUAAACUUCCAAACGGUCCGUUGAAUUUUCAACCCAUUCCAUUCAGCAAAUCAGGUAACCCUGUUCUGUCUAUCAUUGCAUUUUUAGCGUCCAUCGUCGACCCUAAAGUAGUAUCAGUUGCAACAGAAAGUGCCAUAAAGUUAUAUAAUAAAAUGAAAGAUGAAGAAAUUCCGCAUCAAGUUGUGGAGGAUCACUUGAAGAGGAUCAGGGAGUCUAAAUUCGAGGGUAUGUUCGAUCCUAACUAUCGGUUGGAGGAGACGGGUAUUUACGGGACGAAUCCAAACGAAUGUUCAGAAAUGAAUGUAGAGGAAAACUCUGAAAAGGUAAAUGAUGACGGUCCUACGAUUAAAGUAGAGGGAGAUGGCCAGAAAGACAUAGAGACUGCUGCAGUUCAAGCUCUGGUAGCGGCUGCACUCAAAGCUAAAAAACUGGCAGAUGCGGAAGAACAGAAGAUGAAGGGACUGAUUCAGCUCCUCAUCGAGACACAAAUGAAAAAGUUCGAGCUGAAAUUACAGCAGUUCAAAGAACUGGAGUUGAUGCUUGUGAAAGAGAAAGAGACUUUGGAAUAUCAAAAACAGCAAUUGAUCACAGAACGCCAAAGUUUUCACUUGGAGCAAUUGGAAGUUGCUGAACAGAGGGCUAAACAACAAGCUCAGUUGAAACUUCACCAAAAUGAGUAAAUGAUUGUUUGACGGAGUUAGAAAAUUUCAAAUUUUCUAGCCUGAUGUUUCGCCUGCAUCUACAAUUAACAUCUUCAGAUUGGCAAUCAUCUGUGGAUUACUCCGAUUACUGAAGAUGCUUACCAUAGUUGUAGGUGAAGCACCGAAUAUGGCUAGACAUCCCAGAAUUUUAUAACUCUGAUGAGUAAACAAGUUUAAUUCAGUUGUAGUUAUUACUGUUACUAGUAUUGUACAUCUUUUUCACUGCCUAAUGUUCAUCCUUUCCAGUAGAAAUGGUAUUCCAUCAUCUAAUAGUUGUAUUUUGAUUUAUAUGUGGUUGCUGUAAAAUUAUGUCCAGAAACUUAGUCUUAUUGCUUGAAGUAUUUCAAUGAAAAUAUGAAAUGCAGGUAUCAAUAACACACAGUAAAAAUGUCUUCAAAGAUCAAAUUGAUAUAUGAUUUAUUCCAUUUUGGUUGGUGAAAAAUGUUUGGGUUUUUUUUUAUUUAUAUUUUGAAUGAUCUGAAUUGUUGUAACAAACAAUUUUUUCAUUUUCUAAAUCUUUUUUCCGUUUUUGUCAUUGUUAUAACGAAAAGUGAUAUUAAUUUUAUUUAUUGAUAUUUAUUUAUUACUAGAAUAUAUUCUUCACGAUGUGUCAAAUCAUUAGAUAUAUUAUCUUUUAUCCUAAGACUGAAAAUAAAGAAAAGUAGAUAA
Harmonia axyridis is the source of this 2640-nucleotide messenger RNA. Its product is annotated as SWI/SNF complex subunit SMARCC1-like. The record is from RefSeq and is a predicted model, not a curated record. Gene Ontology annotation, cellular component: SWI/SNF complex. Gene Ontology annotation, biological process: positive regulation of DNA-templated transcription. Gene Ontology annotation, molecular function: DNA binding; histone binding. Bases 226 to 1950 code for a protein of 574 amino acids. Lineage: Eukaryota; Metazoa; Arthropoda; Insecta; Coleoptera; Coccinellidae. The transcript is spliced from 3 exons.